GCCAGACACACGUAUCAACUCCGCACUCGAAGUGCCAAACUGCUCCUCUGACAGAACUCGGUGGAAGUGAAGGCUGACAGUUUCUUUCUUUUUUUUUUUUUUAAGUGGGGGUUAUCCUGUUUUUUUUUCAAAUAGUCCCGCUUUUUCUCUUCUUUUGGGGGAUUCCUUUUUUUUUUUUUUUUUUGUUUGUUUUUUUUUCACUGCAUCGUUUUUCUUUUCUUUUUUUUCUUUCUUUCUUUCUUUUUUUCCUUUUUGCUCUCGUGUGACUCUGGGAGAGAUUUACUGCACACGUACUCCGGACAUGUCUUUCCCUCAGCUGGGGUAUCCCCAGUUCCUCAGUGCCUCCCAUGAGGUGUACGGAGGCGAGCGGCCGGGCUCUGCCCGGGAAGGAACCACCGAGGGCGGCAUGAGCUCAUCAGCAACCGCCGCGGCUGUCGGCUCCAUGCUGGGUAUGUACGGGAACCCAUGGGCGGCUCAUAACUACAGUGCCUUUCUGCCGUACAGCGGAGCCACAGACCUGGCCCUCAUAUCCCAGAUGGGCUCUCAGUAUGAACUGAAGGACAGCCCGGGGUCUCACCCAGCUUCUCUACCUGUCCACACUGCCCAAGGCUUCUACCCCUACGGCCAGUAUCCAUACGGGGACCCGUCAAGGGCCAAGACGGCCACAAGGGAGACCACCAGCACCCUAAAGGCCUGGCUGCAGGAACACCAGAAGAACCCUUACCCCACCAAAGGAGAAAAGAUCAUGCUUGCUAUCAUUACAAGAAUGACACUCACACAGGUAUCGACGUGGUUCGCAAACGCCCGCAGACGCCUGAAGAAGGAGAACAAGGUAACCUGGGGCCGCAGCGCCGAGGACCGGGACGGUCGCAUCUUCAGCAGCGACAACGAGGACGAGCACGGAAAGAAUGGCAGCGACGACGAAGAUGAAGAGGAGGAAAUUGAUUUGGAAACUGUCGAUAUCGAGAGACCCGAGGAGCAGCGAGGAGGGGAGCAUGGUUCAGUGAAGGGGGAGGAGGGAGAGGCAGGCCUGUCCUCCACAGAGCAGGCCUCAGAGUCGAAGAGCUCGGAGAGCAGCAGGACGCUUUCUGUGGAGGGCCUGAGAGGAGUGGAGGCGGGAGUUUCUCUCAGUAAAUCGCCUGCUGUCAAGCUUGCUGUGGAUCAUUCGCCCAGCAGGCAGGAGUGCCAGAGACCACCACAAAACAAACCUAAAAUCUGGUCUCUGGCCGAGACCGCCACGGCCCCCGACAGCUCUCACAAAUCUUCCCCCGCGGCCCACGCGCACCAUCCGUCUUUGGCCUCCGCCGGUCACCCGGCCUUACUCCCGGGUCAUGGAAUAUAUACAUGUCAGAUUGGCAAGCUGCACAACUGGGCCAACGCGGCUUUUCUGAAUGCCAACUCUCUUUUGAACAUGAGAUCACUCCUGGCAGGGGCGCCAGCCGGACACCUGCCUGUCCACGGAGCAGUGCCCGUUGCGCGUCGUGACGCGCGACCAGCAGCGGCUGGCACGGGAACGUCGGGGACGGAAGACGACAGCGAUAUAGAGUCGUCAGGAAGCUUCAGUCCAAAAAGAGAUGAUGAAGAGAGCGAUCACAGGCCCGAUUCCCUCAAGUCUCCCUUUCAGAUGAUCACUGACAGACCUCACCAUGGGACAGCAGCACAGCGAGUUCUGACAACAAUAUGAGAAGACAAAAUUAAGAGGAAAAAAGAAAAGAAAGGGAAAGAAAUAAUUUUAUUUAAUGGAGAACAGUUUAAUGAAGGUUAUUUUUUUGGACUGGGUGACCUGUUGUAGUAUUACUGUUUAGCUUCCACACGAAAAAGAGAUGGUUGUUUUUUCGGUCUCUGAAUCUCUUGUAUCUCUUUUAUGUCUUCUGUUUUUUUUCUUUCCUUCUGUUCCUCUGUUGUGAAUGGAAACCUUGAAAAUUGUAAAUACAGGAUAUGAAUUUGUCUUUAAAGAAUAUAUUUUUGGGGAACUAAAUAAAUGUCAUUAUAGCAGUUUAUUAUUGAAGGAUUCCCACCAUCUGUAUUCAAUAAGACGCUGCUCAUUUUCUGCCAAGGAAAAUCGAGGGGAAAAGGUGCAAUGCAGAUGAAGAAGUGACAUAAACUUCAUAAACUAAGCACCCAGUAUUAUCUUUUUUUCCAAGUGGCUGAUUGAAAAUCUUUACAAUAUUAAUUUACGAUAAGUAACCA
Archocentrus centrarchus (flier cichlid) is the source of this 2190-nucleotide messenger RNA. RefSeq names its product iroquois homeobox 1b (gene irx1b). Gene Ontology annotation, molecular function: DNA-binding transcription factor activity, RNA polymerase II-specific; RNA polymerase II cis-regulatory region sequence-specific DNA binding. The transcript is spliced from 5 exons. Gene Ontology annotation, biological process: cell development; regulation of transcription by RNA polymerase II; neuron differentiation. Bases 302 to 1684 code for a protein of 460 amino acids. The record is from RefSeq and is a predicted model, not a curated record. Gene Ontology annotation, cellular component: nucleus. NCBI's taxonomy places the organism in Eukaryota, Metazoa, Chordata, Actinopteri, Cichliformes, Cichlidae.